GUGGCGGGUAGCUGUGGCGGCGGCUGAGCGGUGGCCGCGGUGGCAGCGGUGCGGAGCCCCAUGGUGCCGGUGCGCGGGCCGCGGCGGCUGAGCGAGGCGACGCCGCCAUGGGCUCCCUGUUCCGCAGCGAGAGCAUGUGCCUGGCGCAGCUCUUCCUGCAGUCGGGCACGGCAUACGAGUGUCUGAGCGCGCUGGGCGAGAAGGGCCUGGUGCAGUUCCGAGACCUCAACCAAAAUGUAAGUUCUUUUCAAAGAAAAUUCGUUGGCGAGGUGAAGAGGUGUGAGGAGCUAGAGCGAAUAUUGGUGUACCUGGUGCAGGAAAUUACCAGAGCUGAUAUUCCCCUGCCUGAGGGAGAGCCCAGUCCUCCCGCACCACCUCUUAAACAUGUUCUAGAAAUGCAGGAACAGCUGCAGAAACUCGAGGUGGAGCUGAGGGAAGUCACCAAGAACAAGGAGAAGCUGCGGAAGAACCUGCUGGAGCUGGUGGAGUACACCCACAUGCUGAGGAUCACGAAGACCUUCGUUAAACGGAAUGUGGAGUUUGAACCCACUUAUGAGGAGUUCCCCGCCUUAGAGAACGAUUCUCUGUUGGACUACAGCUGCAUGCAGAGGCUGGGCGCCAAGCUGGGAUUCGUGUCUGGCCUGAUCCAGCAAGGCAAAGUUGAAGCAUUUGAAAGAAUGCUGUGGCGGGCCUGCAAAGGGUACACCAUCGUGACCUAUGCAGAGCUGGAUGAGUCCCUGGAAGAUCCGGAGACGGGCGAAGUCAUCAAGUGGUAUGUGUUCCUGAUUUCCUUCUGGGGAGAGCAGAUUGGCCACAAGGUUAAGAAGAUAUGUGAUUGCUACCACUGCCACGUCUACCCGUAUCCAAACACGGCUGAGGAGCGCAGGGAGAUUCAGGAGGGGCUCAAUACUCGGAUCCAAGACCUCUACACUGUGCUGCACAAAACGGAGGACUAUCUGAGGCAGGUGCUGUGCAAAGCCGCCGAGUCGGUGUGCAGCCGUGUGGUGCAGGUGCGGAAGGUGAAAGCCAUCUACCACAUGCUCAACAUGUGCAGCUUCGACGUCACCAACAAGUGUCUCAUAGCUGAGGUCUGGUGCCCCGAGGUGGACCUGCCGGGCCUGCGCAGAGCACUGGAGGAAGGCUCGAGAGAGAGCGGAGCUACAAUCCCCUCGUUCAUGAACACAAUCCCUACGAAAGAAACGCCGCCCACGCUGAUCCGCACCAACAAAUUCACUGAGGGCUUCCAGAACAUCGUGGAUGCCUAUGGUGUCGGGAGCUACAGAGAAGUGAACCCAGCUCUCUUCACCAUCAUCACCUUCCCGUUCCUGUUUGCUGUGAUGUUUGGUGACUUUGGGCACGGCUUUGUCAUGUUCCUGUUUGCCCUCUUACUGGUGUUAAACGAGAAUCACCCCAGACUAAGCCAGUCACAGGAGAUCCUGAGGAUGUUCUUUAAUGGCCGCUACAUCCUCCUGCUGAUGGGGCUGUUCUCCGUGUACACCGGCCUCAUCUAUAACGACUGCUUCUCCAAGUCUGUGAACCUCUUUGGCUCUCGGUGGAACGUGUCUGCCAUGUACAGUUCCAGCCACUCUGCAGAGGAACAAAGGAGGGUGAGGCUUUGGAACGACAGCACCAUCAGGCACAGCAGGACUUUGCAGCUGGACCCCAACGUCCCUGGUGUUUUUCGAGGCCCCUACCCUUUCGGCAUUGACCCUAUUUGGAACCUGGCCACAAAUCGCCUCACCUUCCUCAAUUCCUUCAAGAUGAAAAUGUCUGUGAUUUUAGGAAUUAUUCACAUGACUUUCGGUGUCAUUCUGGGAAUAUUUAACCACUUGCACUUUAGGAAGAAGUUCAACAUCUACCUGGUGUCCAUCCCCGAGAUCCUGUUCAUGCUCUGCAUUUUUGGGUACCUGAUCUUCAUGAUCAUCUACAAGUGGCUGGCGUACUCGGCAGAGACCUCUAGAGAGGCCCCCAGCAUCCUGAUCGAGUUCAUUAACAUGUUCCUGUUCCCAGCCAGUGAGACACAUGGCCUCUACCCAGGGCAGGCGCAUGUCCAGAAGGUGCUGGUGGCCCUCACGGUGCUGGCAGUCCCCGUGCUCUUCUUGGGGAAGCCACUUUUCCUUCUGUGGCUGCACAACGGGCGCAGUUGCUUUGGUGUGAGCCGGAGCGGUUACACACUUGUGAGGAAGGACAGUGAAGAGGAGGUUUCCUUGCUGGGUGGCCAGGACGUAGAAGAGGGCAACAACCGCAUGGAAGAGGGCUGCCGGGAAAUGACGUGCGAGGAGUUCAACUUUGGGGAGAUCCUGAUGACACAGGCCAUCCACUCCAUCGAGUACUGCCUAGGCUGCAUCUCCAACACCGCGUCCUACCUGAGGCUUUGGGCCCUCAGCCUGGCGCAUGCACAGCUGUCUGACGUACUGUGGGCCAUGCUGCUGCGUGUGGGCCUGCGUGUGGACACCACCUACGGGGUCCUGCUGCUGCUGCCUGUCAUGGCCUUCUUUGCAGUUUUGACUAUCUUCAUCCUUCUGGUCAUGGAAGGGCUUUCUGCAUUUCUCCAUGCCAUACGCCUUCACUGGGUUGAAUUUCAGAACAAAUUCUACGUUGGUGCAGGCACCAAAUUCGUUCCUUUCUCCUUUAGUCUGCUCUCCUCCAAGUUCAGUUGUGACGACAGCUUAGCAUGAUCACAUUGCUGCUGCCAUCCUGCCAGAUCUACGGAGAACUAUCAUGUUCCAGAAUUCACUCAAGUCAGUUAUGACAGGAAAAUUCCACCCUCGUCGAUUGCCUUACGAUUCAGCCAAAUGAUUCUGUAAGAUACACCUCUCCCUGAUUUUGAAGAUUUUGUGAAGCUCACCGCUUCGGACACAGAAAUUUCGUUGGUUUUUAUUAUGAGCAAAUACAAGUUAUACCAACGUCACAUUAAAGUUAUUUUUUAAAGUGUCAAAUUGGAGGAGAAAAGGCAGCUGGAUGGCUAGCUGAUGGUUUCAGAUACUCGAUUCCCUUUCAACUCUACAAACAAAGUUAUUCCAUCACGAGAUGUCAGAUCAUAUUUUCCAGCAGCUCAAGCUAGACAUAGUUUUUUUCAGACAUUAGCGCUGGGUCGUCGGCAGAUCCCAGCUCACCCUGCUGGCUUGAGGAUGCUCUCGGAAUCACCAGGAGGACGGCUCGACAGCCCUGGGACAACGUAACUCAGCAGGUGGCUCUCCCGCUUGAAUAUUUUUACAAGAUUCUUUCUUGUCCUGUUACCCUUACGUCAGACCAGUCAUGACAGUUGUACCUUUGGGAAGAUGACUGUCCUGAGCCUUAAAACCAGUGUGACUGUAGGGGGACAGGUGAGAGGAGUGUGUAUUUUUAUAGCAAAGAACAGAUGAAGAUAUUUUACCACAGAGACCUUGCUUCUACUUGGGAACAGUAUACUUUUUUACUUCCACACUAAUUCUGAAUAAAGGUCUGAUGGCCACAGUUUAAUUUCCAAACACUGUUCAGGUCAGUUGAAAACUAAUUCUCACUAAUCUGUUAAUUUAUUAUCUCGAGUAUAAAAAUCCCCUGCUCUUGUGUUGCUCAGCUUUGCAUGCCGUUGACUCAGUCCUGCUGGACACUUUGAUCCAUGUCAUAGUCUUAUUUAUCAGUUCUGUUCAUUUUCACAUUUUACAUUAAGUGAAUUAGAUUAAGUGUUUCAAAAGAAA
This is a messenger RNA of Onychomys torridus (southern grasshopper mouse), 3680 nucleotides long. It is a transcript of the gene Atp6v0a2, whose product is annotated as ATPase H+ transporting V0 subunit a2. Gene Ontology annotation, molecular function: proton-transporting ATPase activity, rotational mechanism; ATPase binding. The coding region runs from base 108 to 2678 and encodes 856 amino acids. The transcript is spliced from 20 exons. The record is from RefSeq and is a predicted model, not a curated record. Gene Ontology annotation, cellular component: vacuolar proton-transporting V-type ATPase complex; vacuolar proton-transporting V-type ATPase, V0 domain; plasma membrane. Gene Ontology annotation, biological process: vacuolar acidification; proton transmembrane transport. Lineage: Eukaryota; Metazoa; Chordata; Mammalia; Rodentia; Cricetidae.